This is a messenger RNA of Caenorhabditis bovis, 300 nucleotides long. The record is from the annotation of a GenBank genome assembly. NCBI's taxonomy places the organism in Eukaryota, Metazoa, Nematoda, Chromadorea, Rhabditida, Rhabditidae.
AUGGAUCCACCAGUGAGCCGAAUUGGCUGGAAUGACCAGAAAAUUAUGCAAACGAGACAUGAGCUUAAUCAGGCGAAAAAUAUCAUGAAGGCGAAUGUGCAAAAGAUCAUGGAGAGGCAGAGCAAACUCGACGAUCUUGUCGAACGCGCGCAGAAGCUCGAGAUCGCCGCGAACGAGUACGAGAAGUGCGCGGUGCAGGUGCACCGACAGAUGCAGUGGAAGAUUGUCGCGAUUCGAUAUGGCGUCGUGGCCGCUUCGAUGGUGUUCGCGAUCACCGGAUUAUUGUACUCGCUGGGCUAA